UUUUGCUUAUAACCAAAACCCCACUUUUUUUCACCUUGUUUUUAACAUUUUUCUCCCAAGAUUUGUCGUGGGGUGGAUCCAUAAUUUAUUUAGUUUCGUCGUAUUAUUAUCUUGUGCUGUUUCCAAGGAGGAAGUGGAACCUAGCAGUAAAAAUUGUGAAAAUUUCAUUGUACUUGAAUUGAGCUCAAUUAGGGUUUUAGGGUAAAAUUCCGUGGUUGUAUAUAUAAUGGAGAAAGAAGGAAACUAUUCGGCUACAGGAAAUUAUCCUGCAAUUGACUAUUCUAUUGAAAAUCAUCAGCAGCAGCAGCAGAUAAUGAGGCCAGAAAUUGGAGAAACUUCUGCUGAUAAUACUUGUCAAAUGGUUGAUUAUAUGAUUAAUAAUCAUCCACUUCAAUCCUCCAAUUUUUGUGGUUCAACUUCGCUGGAUAAGUUGAGCUUUGCAGAUGUGAUGCAACUGGCAGAUUUUGGCCCCAAGUUGGCAUUAAAUCAAGCUAGAACUUCUGAUGAUCGAGAAACUGCAGGAGGGAUUGAUCCGGUUUACUUCCUCAAGUUUCCGGUUUUAAACGAGAGAUUGCAAGAUGAUCAAUCCCUACUGGGGGAAGCUCAAGCCCUUGGAGACAAUCAAGAAAGUAAUGGUAAAGCGGUGGAAGAAGGUGGUGAAGAUAUGUUUGAGGAGAAUAACUCUGUUCAAUUAAGGUUUCUUGGAAAAAAUCUUGAAAAAAACCCAGUUACGGAAUCAAUUAAGAACAAGAGAAAGAGGCCUAGAACUAUAAAGACAAGUGAAGAAGUUGAGAGCCAAAGGAUGACACAUAUCGCAGUCGAAAGAAACCGGAGAAAGCAAAUGAAUGAACAUCUUCGAGUUCUUAGGUCCCUCAUGCCUGGUUCUUAUGUCCAAAGGGGAGAUCAAGCUUCGAUAAUAGGUGGAGCCAUUGAGUUUGUGAGAGAGUUAGAACAACUUCUCCAGUGUCUCGAGUCACAAAAGAGGCGACGACUCUAUGGAGAUGGCCAAAGGCCAAUAGGAGAUCCUUCUCUUGUGGUGCAGCAGCAGCAGCCUCAACCACAAUUUCUAAUUCCUCCGGUGCCUAAUCCACUUAAUGAUCAAGUUAGACUUGUCGAACAUGAAACUGGGCUGCACGAAGAAACAGCCGAAAGCAAGUCAUAUUUGGCUGAUGUUGAAGUGAAGGUUUUAGGGUUUGAUGCACUGAUCAAGAUUUUAUCAAGAAGGAGACCCGGCCAGCUCAUUAAGGCCAUAGCUGCACUUGAAGAUUUGCAGCUUAAUAUUCUUCACACGAACAUUACUACAAUUGAACAAACUGUUCUCUAUUCUUUCAAUGUCAAGAUUACUGCUGAAGCAAGGUUUACUGCUGAAGACAUUGCAAACUCAGUUCAACAAAUAUUCAGUUUUAUUCAUGCAGAAAGCAACACAUGAUGUAAUGAAAUAGAACUCGAUUCAUUUGUCGCAUAUUUACUUGGAUAUUUACAAACUUGUAUCUUUGUGAGGGUUCUCAAUAUAUGAUCUUCUUUAUAA
This is a messenger RNA of Olea europaea var. sylvestris, 1528 nucleotides long. Its product is annotated as transcription factor FAMA-like. The transcript is spliced from 5 exons. The record is from RefSeq and is a predicted model, not a curated record. Gene Ontology annotation, molecular function: DNA-binding transcription factor activity; protein dimerization activity. Bases 227 to 1429 code for a protein of 400 amino acids. Gene Ontology annotation, biological process: stomatal complex development; guard cell differentiation; positive regulation of DNA-templated transcription. Gene Ontology annotation, cellular component: nucleus. NCBI's taxonomy places the organism in Eukaryota, Viridiplantae, Streptophyta, Magnoliopsida, Lamiales, Oleaceae.